Messenger RNA from Chenopodium quinoa (quinoa), 2678 nucleotides. RefSeq names its product CO(2)-response secreted protease-like. The record is from RefSeq and is a predicted model, not a curated record. The transcript has 9 exons. Bases 249 to 2549 code for a protein of 766 amino acids. Gene Ontology annotation, molecular function: serine-type endopeptidase activity. Gene Ontology annotation, biological process: proteolysis. Lineage: Eukaryota; Viridiplantae; Streptophyta; Magnoliopsida; Caryophyllales; Amaranthaceae.
UUACCUUAAUGAAUUUCUUAUCACCACCACAACCCAUGUUCACCGUGUAUAUAUGGCAUGAAGGUAAGUAUAAUGUCACAAUCUAGAUUCAUACUGAGAGGCAGAUUGUAUUAUACUGUUUACGCGUCUGCUCUUCUUACAUGUGGUAUAUUACGUGCAUUACCUUACUGCCACUAAACACUAUAAAUAAGCUGCUUUACCUGCAUUGAAGGAGUGCAAAUAUAAUAUACUAAAAAACAUAGUCAAUCAUGAAAACCUGUUAUUCCAUCCUGUUUUACUACUUUGUUCUCUUCAUUUUGUCACAUUACGGAACCAGUGAGGCUAAGACAGCAUUAUCAAAUGACAAUGUUUAUAUCGUGUACAUGGGAGCUAACAAGAAUAGCUAUGAUACACUUCUUAGUUCAUUGAUAAGCAGGAACCAGAGUUCAUUAAUACAUACCUACAAGCACGGGUUCUCAGGAUUUGCUGCACGAUUAUCAGAGUCAGAAGCACUUCAACUGUCCAAACAACCUGGAGUAGUGUCAGUGUUUCCAGAUCCCCUGCUACAACUCCAUACAACGCGUUCAUGGGAUUUCUUACAGUACGGAACUUCCCCAAGGAUUGCCUCCCAAUCAUCACACUCUAAUGCUGCAGUGUCACCCACUGAAGGAUCAGAUACUAUUAUUGGUUUUUUAGAUUCAGGUAUCUGGCCAGAAUCCGAGAGCUUUAGUGACAAAGGCUUGGGCCCAAUACCGCGGAGAUGGAGAGGGAUUUGUAUGGAGGGAAAAAACUUCAGUUCAUCAAAUUGUAACAAAAAAAUAAUCGGAGCAAGACACUACAGCAAAUCGAUAAUGGCCUCACCUAGAGAUGAUUUUGGCCAUGGCACACAUGUAGCAUCAACUGCAGCAGGUGCUCCUGUAGCCAAUGCUUCAUAUUAUGGAUUAGCUAAUGGGACAGCAAGGGGAGGAUCCCCUACAUCACGCAUAGCUUCGUAUCGUGUGUGCUCCAAUGAGGAGGGAUGCCCUGGAUCUGCUAUCUUGGCUGCGUUUGAUGAUGCUAUAGCAGAUGGUGUUGAUAUGCUGUCCUUAUCCCUUGGAACUGGAUCUUCAUUUGAAAAUGAUUUCGCCACUGAUGCUAUAGCUAUUGGUGCAUUCCAUGCUGUACAAAAAGGGAUCACUGUGGUCUGCUCUGCAGGGAAUGGCGGCCCUUCUCCUCAAUCUGUUGUAAAUGUUGCUCCUUGGAUCUUUACUGUUGCUGCUACUACCAUUGACCGUGACUUUGAGUCUGAUGUCAUCUUAGGCAACAACACAAGAAUUAAGGGUGGAUCCAUUAACUUCUCAAAGCUUAUAAAGUCUCCAGUAUACCCACUAAUAUCUGGAGGAUCAGCCAAGAAUAAGUCUGCAAGUGAAUAUGAAGCAAGGAAUUGCUACCCAGACGCAAUUGAUGCAGAGAAGAUCAGAGGAAAAAUUGUCCUUUGUCAGCAAGCAGACAACAGUGAUUAUGAUAUGUAUUGGAAGCAAAAGAAAGUUAAUGAAAGUGGUGCAGUAGGGUUGAUAAUUGUCAGUGAUCUAAUGCGAUUAUUUGCAAUUAAAACGGGUGACUUCCCAAUGACUGUAAUCACAUCAAAGGAUAGCAACCAAAUUCUUGCAUACAUAAAUGCGACCAAAAAUCCUGUUGCUACAAUCUUACCGACAAAAACUGCCCAAGGAUUUAAGCCAGCACCAACAGUUGCCUUUUUCUCAUCCAGAGGUCCUUCAUCAACCACAUUAAACAUUCUCAAGCCUGAUAUUGCUGCACCAGGAGUAAAUAUCCUUGCAGCGUGGAAAGGUAAUGACACAUUAGAUGAAACCACACCUGAGGGAAGAGAACCUUCUCUAUUCAACGUGAUUUCUGGAACCUCUAUGGCAUGUCCGCAUGUUACAGGCAUUGCAGCGAACAUCAAAGCUCAGAAUCCUGCUUGGACUCCUGCUGCUAUAAGAUCUGCUAUCAUGACCACUGCAACUCAAACCAACAACAUAAAUAGGCCAAUUACCACACAAUCGUUUGAUGAGGCAACCACACCAUACGAUCUUGGAGCAGGGGAGGUGAACCCGAUUGGGGGAUUACAUCCAGGAUUAAUUUAUGACAUCGAGCCAGCUGAAUACCUGAAUUUUUUGUGUUAUUAUGGAUACAAUAUGUCAACCAUAAAGCUUAUCGCAGGUGACCUUCCAAUUGGAUUUUCUUGUCCCGUAUCUUCAAACACUGACAUGAUAUCAAACAUCAACUACCCAUCGAUAGCUAUAUCCAUGAUUGACACAAUAGGUCCUAUUAUAGUGAAUAGGACUGUCACAAAUGUUGAUACUGAUGAUGAUCCAGUCUAUAAUGUAACAGUUGAAACACCUACAGGACUUGAGGUAGAUGUGAGUCCUACUGAACUAAGAUUCACAGCAGCUACCAAGAAGUUGGAAUACAUGGUUACAUUUUCCACUUCUGAUUCGUCUGUUAAGGGAGAUUUGUUCGGGGCAAUCACUUGGAGAAGCAACAAAUUCAUAGUGAGAAGUCCAUUUGUUGUAAGCCGGAGUGGAGCUUAAUUUAGGCUAUAUUUUGUAUUAAUCUCUCACAGUUGGCGUAAUAUUUCUAUUGUAAUGAUGAAAUAACUAUCUUGUACGAAAGUUUGCAGUAUAUCAAACUUCUAUAAAACAAGAAAUAUUGACAUAGCA